ACUAAUUUUCAACCAGUAAAAAUAAAUCAAAAAAAGGAAUCAGAUCACGUGUAAUCAUAUCCAUGUUGUCACAUGAGGAAAAACUUUAUUUGUUUAUUUAUUUUUUUUAUUUUUAGAAAGUCAGAAGGACUCACCGCCUCCCCUCCUGACAGCCAACUGUACCAACAGCUGAUGUAACUUAUUGACACACGAUAAGCCCCGCCCACUGGGAGGAGCUGGAAGCGUCAGCAGCUUUAAAAAGCCUCCGCUUUCUAAGUUUAACUCCAACAGACAAACAGAGACAGAGAGCUGAAAUCCGAGAGGAGACGAACACUGGCGAACUCCGCCGAACAACCAACACUCGGCUCUGGUAUUUGGCCAGUGAAGAGACUCCUUUGCUGUGAAGAACACUGAUCUUCUGAUUCUGCAUCACAAUGGUGCAGCUGCAAUAAUGGGCUAAAACUAAACAUGUUAAAAAUCCAUUUUUAUUUAUUUUUAUAUAAAAAUAACAACAUACCAAUCUAUGUAGUUGCAUUUUGUUAACAUCUUUCUUUCACACUGAACCAUCAUUGACCCCGCUGCCCAGCGGACCUUCUGAGGACUUGACGUCUCACAUCAGGACAGGAAACACCAGAGUGGGUGGAGAGUGUUCUAUCAGAACCCUCUGCGUUCUGAAACACCAAAGACCACCAUGCUGUACAUGAAGAAGUAYUUCACAGAAGGUCUUAUUCAGGUGGCCAUCCUGCUGAGCCUCUGUGGACUCCGGCUGGACGUGGGACUGGAGCCCUACCUGCCUCACUCCUGGCACAAUAUGAUCUUGGGUUCGACCUCAGCACUGACCCAAAAUCAGUUUCGCAACCGCCUGGAAGACGGUCACAGCCUGCACCCCAAGAGUGUGGACCUGGAUCAGUUCUUCACUGUGAGGAGGCUGUUAGGCUGGGGCUGCUCUCAGGACAGACUGCAGGUUCCUCCAGUAGAGCUGGAAACAUGGGUGGUGCAGCAGGAGACAGACCCUCCAGCCGGGGAACUUCCACACUGGCCCUCCUGGCAGGAGAGUGAAAGGACAGAGGAGGACAGAAACCAGGCUGGACUGGGCGAUCCAGAGAGAGCUGAGGAUGAAGAGCUAGGUGAUAUUGAUGGUAGAAUUGAAGCCUUGAUGUGUCAGACUUCAGACACAGAGGCCCUGCAGCCUCCCAUCAUUGCUCCUGAGGAUCCCUGUCCUGGUCUGGAACUCCAGUGGCAAGAUCUGCUGGACAUCCUGCAGCCAGAGAACACCAAUGCAGAAAUGAUGACAUCAUUUAACCCCACCAUGGACUUGAGAACAUCUGGGCCAUUUCAGGAUGUUGAGUCUGAUGCUUUGCCCCAACUCUUAAAGAGCCUGGGCUGUGUUGUACCACAGUCUCAUCAGCUGGACCCUCAACUCCAACAUGGUUUGUUGGAUACUCUAAACCCAUCAGAGCUUCAGCCAGGCCUGCUUCCUCUGGUUCCCAGCACAGAGCUGGAUGACCACAGCCCCACACCAAACUCAAGGGUCAUUUUGGGAAACUCUGGUCCAUAUUCUUUAAACACUCCUUCAAACUACACAGAACUGCUCGCAGACGAUUCAGACUUUGCUUUGGAAGUGAAUAACUUAACCUUUUUCAACAUGAAUCUGUUAACACAAGAAGAUAAACUGGAGUCUACAAACCUUUCUGAUUUUGGAGUUAACUUUCCAUCAUGUGACCUCCCAGCUCCAUGUAUUCGCCAAAGGAAUGAUUUGACCCAAGACUUAAUGGUUUCUCCUUCCAAUGCUUUUCUGCUGCCUGAGGAUGAAGACGAUCUUCCUAGCCCACUUACCGACCUUUUCGAGGAUCCCAACAUCUUAGAAGGCAUACGACUGUUAGACAUAGAGGGAGGACUCAGUCCUGAGGUGGAAGAGGAAUACUCUGAUGGUGAAACUUUCCGACAGGAAGCUGGUGGAGAUCAGAGGCCACCGAGUCAAAAAGAAGAUGCUGGAGAUGAGAUGGACUCAGACUCUGGUCUCUCUGUGAACUUCAGCCACAGCCCUGCUUCUUCAUAUGUUUCUGAUGGCCCGACCCAUUAUUCUUCUACCUCCACACCAUCAACCCCCUCUCCAUCCUGGUUGUCAACUGAGGCUGAGGCCAUCGGUUCAGAUAUAGAGUUUGAGGUGACUGUAAAGCAGGAGAAGCUGGAGGAGGAGGAGAUGGGAGCAGUUGGAGGAGACGUGAAGCAACUCUUUCCUGCCAGUUAUGUGGAUCACAAACUUCAUCAUAGCUUUAAAUGGAGGGAACACAUUGGUCAUGAUCACACAUACAACCAGCCAUCGUCGUCCACGCCUCGGUGCAAGAUGGCCCCCAAAUCAGGUAAAUCUGCUUUCAGACAUGACAAGGCAAAGCCAUACCAUGACAUAUCUGAAACCAGAAACUGGAACCGGGAUGAGCGACGAGCCCGGACCCUCAGGAUUCCUUUUUCCAAUGAGCUCAUCAUUCACCUGCCCGUAGAGGACUUCAAUGACCUGCUGARCAGUUACCAGCUGACCGACGAGCAGCUCGCCCUCGUCAGGGACAUCCGGCGGCGCGGCAAAAACAAAGUAGCUGCCCAGAACUGCAGGAAAAGGAAACUAGACACGCUGCUGGGUUUGGAAAGGGAGGUGUCUGAUUUGAGGCACCACUUCUCACAGCUGCUCAGAGRGAAACGGGAAGCCCUGAGGCACAUGCAGGACAUGAAGCACAGACUGAGAGCGCUGCACGAGGAAGUCUUUUCCCAGCUGAGGGAUGAAGAAGGAAGGCCGCUGGAUGCUACAGAACAUGUGCUUCAUUUUGGACCCAAUGGCAGUGUCACAGUGGCUUCAGAUAAAAACAGAAGGAAACAGAGGAGCAAGGAGAAAUGAGGUGAAAACAGACAAUUAUCUCAGAGGGUCAAAGGUUAUAAUAUGCUGAAGUGACUGCAAGAAUCAGCAAUAACAAAAGGCCCUCUGUGACUCAGGUUUUCUCAYGUUGGCUAAAAUAAAAACACUUGAACUCACCACAAACAUCAGAUCUAAUGUCCACCAGGGACAUCAGAUUUAUAUCUGCAGAUUUCACUUUGCUGUUCUGAACAGAUGAAGAAUCUUGAUAAACAAAUUAAAGUUUCAUCAUUUUUAGUGCAGCUUUGAAAAUGUAUUUAGAACUUUGACACAUUUUGUCACUUCAAAGUGUUUUACUGGGAUUUUAUGACAGAUAAAAUCAAAUUUGUGCAUAAAUGAAGUGAAACAAUGACACRUUUUAAAAAAUAACUUUUACAAAUAAAAAUGUGAAAAGUGUGGUGUGCAUCUGUACUCAACCCUUUACUCUGAUAUCCUGAACUAAAGUUCAGUCUUCAGAUGUCACCUAACCAGUAGAGUGUAAAUUAUUCUCAGUAUAAAUCCAGCUGACCUGUGACUUUCAGAGGUUUGCUACAGAACAUUAGUUCUGUUUCCUUCCACUUCAGAAUGACGGUCUAUGUUGUGUUGGUCUCAUAAAAUCCCAGUAAAAUACUUUGAAGUUUGGGGUUGUAACUUGACAAAAUGCAAAAAAAUAAAAAAAUAGAAAUUUUCAAGGUGUAUAAAUACUUUUAAAAAACAUGGUAGUUCUAACUCUGUCCUGUUUAGGCUGCUGAAAUGAUCUGGAUUAUUUUGUUGUACAUUUAUUUAUGUGUAUAUUUGUUGUUUUAUGUUUCAUGCUUCUGAAAAUACUACAGUUUAUAUGAAUUUAACAUAUAGAGUCUAUUUACUGCACAAACUUAAUGGUUAAGCUUUAAUGACAACUCAAAAUACUGACUAGCAUUAUAAAACCUGUCCUGACAACGCUGUGCGGGACUUCCCUAGAUAAGGAUGACUUUGUGAUGAAAAGCUGCAGGGCUUCUUUUCCUUCUGAGUUAUGAAAACACUGAGUCUCACAGCYUUCCAGAUAUCGCUUUGACAGAAAGAUGGACUGAGGAGAUGUGAUGACCAUAAUGUGCUUUUACAUGCAGGAAAAACAUGUAAGGUACUCUAGUAAAUCUGUGUUUGGGACCAACAGUAAAAAUACUGACAGUCAGCAGGCAGGAUUCUUGCUGUCAGCCAACUGAACAAAAAACAAGAUGAGUUUGAUUCACAGGAGCUGAAAUUGUGGAGGUGAUGCAGUUUGUUGCAAAAAGCUGUGUGGUGUAUAACUCUCUCCAAGAAGUCAGUAUCACCUGCAAGAGUGUGGGUUGUUCAUGGAUCAGAAAACUGUUCUUGACUUUAAUUUUUUUUUAUCAUUUAUGAAGUACAAACAACCACAAACUUUGCCUUUCAUGCUAGUUUUAGACUAAAAUCMUUUUGUUAAGAAAGGAUGUAGUUGUACCCUUUUUGGUCAAACUUUGUAAAUGUCGUGAAAUUUUCAGCAAACACAUCAAUCUUUAGCUUAACUAUAAAAUUAACUGAGUUGUAACCAGUUAUAUUUGCUCAAAUCAUUUAGCUGCAGCCUUCUUGAAUGACUCCACAAGUUAAUCUGUUGUAGAAGUACAUCCAUUGACGACUGGGUUUGACUAAAAUCCUUUCAGUGGUUCAUUAGGUAUCUUGUAAACAAAUGGUUGAAAAUGAAGUCUUAAGCAGUGAUGUCACAUUGUUUGUUUGAGAUGACUCUCAGCUACUGUCUAAAUCCAGUGGGUGAUAAAAAAAAAACCUUCAUUAAAUGUUCUAUUUGUGUCUAAAUUUAACAGCCCAACUGACUUGUGUAGCAUCUAAAUGUUUCAUAUCAUUUUCAAACACUAACGCACUUUGAUUUUAUAAACAAUAAACAAAGACUCGGACCCAGGGUGRCCUUGUGGAGUUUUAAAUGUUCUCUCURUGCACAUGUWRGUUUUUCCAAGUACUCCGUUUUCCACCACAGACUGUAAACAAGCAUGUCAGUGGUGGUUUUGUCUCCGUGGGUCGCUGUGAAGGACAURMAACCUGUCCAGGGUGUCUCACGCCUCUUGCACCAGCUUCUCUGUGACCCGGAAAGAAAAAAGCAGGGGCAGAACGUAGACAGGUGGACUUUUCCUCAAACCACUGAAAUCAGAUUUAUGAUUUGGGAUACUUUCUUUGCCCCAGAGGAAGAGAACUAUUGGAAAAUACAAAACAUAGGGUUGUAUUUAUUUACUACUUGUUUGAUUAAAAUUCUGAACUUCU
Molecule: messenger RNA, 5131 nt
Organism: Austrofundulus limnaeus
Lineage: Eukaryota; Metazoa; Chordata; Actinopteri; Cyprinodontiformes; Rivulidae
Gene: nfe2l1a
Product: nfe2 like bZIP transcription factor 1a
Exons: 7
Coding region: 671-2869 (732 amino acids)
Biological process (GO): regulation of transcription by RNA polymerase II
Cellular component (GO): nucleus
Molecular function (GO): RNA polymerase II cis-regulatory region sequence-specific DNA binding; DNA-binding transcription factor activity, RNA polymerase II-specific
Source: RefSeq, a predicted model, not a curated record